Closterium sp. Naga37s-1 is the source of this 4977-nucleotide messenger RNA. Lineage: Eukaryota; Viridiplantae; Streptophyta; Zygnematophyceae; Desmidiales; Closteriaceae. The record is from the annotation of a GenBank genome assembly.
AUGACCAAUCGGAAGGAGUGGCUGCAAAAUUUCAGAGCAUCACCGAUCCCGUACGUGCUGUUGGGAGACGAGGGGAAACUUCCUGUGAAAGGGGAAGGAGAUCUAGUGCUGCAAAGUGCUUAUGGUGAGGUGAAACUGGACAACGUGCUGCUGGUGGACAAGCUCACACUCAACCUCAUAAGCCAAUCGCAGUUGGACAGCGGUGGGUGCGAGACUUUCAGUGACAAGGGCAGCAUAUGGGUGUUCGGUUCGGAUUGGAAGGUGAUAGCGGAAGGAUCACGCAAGCAAGGGCUGUACGAGAUGAAGCUGCACGAAAAACAGAGUGGGGAGAAGCCCACGUACAUGGCUGAACCGGAAGCGGGCAAGGUGGCACGAGAUGAGCUACGCACCAAGUUGAAAAAAGUUCCGAUCAAGGAGCUGCAGCAGCAGGCGCUUCCUAUGGCUGCAGCAGUGAGCACGGUAGACGUCAACCUGCUGCACAGGAGGAUGGGGCACGCUGGUCACACUCGAAUCAAGCAGCUGGUCAAGAAGAACAUGGCAGCAGGAGUGAAGGUAGCCGAGGGUGGAGAGGAAAAUCUGAAGUGCAGCACUUGCGUGGAAUCAAAGGCAACAAAGGCACCACAUCCCAAGCAUGGAGUCCGUGAGCCAUACGAGACAAUGGCUAUUGUGGCAGCCGACGGUGAAGAAGAAAAUGAUAAGGGAGAAGAAGCGGGUGACAGCGCAACGAAUGAAGCCGGUGAGGAAGAAGCUGAGAUUUCUGAUGUGGAAGAGAGUGUGGCUGAAUCUGCCAGCACGGGGUACUCCGACCCAUGGCGCAUCAUUGACACGGGGGACAAUGAAAAGGCGGCAGCAGAGAUUGAAGACCUACUUGUGGACGGAGCGAUCAUCAUCGGAAGAGAGAUUGAAGGAGAUUCCGUGCAACAAGGAACGGAUGAUAAUGCAGCAGCAGAGAAAGGUGGAGCUGAAAAUGAGAAUGAGGAGAUGGGCAAAGGGAAACGGGUCAAGAAACCCAACCUCAAGUUCCAGGACCCCCAGCUAUUCACAGAGUUCACGGGCUGGCACACGGUCACAGUGCGCCUGCCAGACAACGACUGGUUUCAGGACCCCCAGACAUUCACGGAGCUGACAGGCUGGCACACAGUCACAGUGCGCCUGCCAGACAACGACUGGUUCGUCUCCCUCACUGCUCCCACCGGGGGCGUGGGCGUCUAUGUCUAUGAGUCCCUAGGGAAGAAGACCACAGGCGCUUCAGAACCUGGCACAGACUCCUCCUCUGGUGUUAACAGCUCAGGCUCAGCUGCUGAAGGCUCGUCGACUCAAAAGUCAACUCCUCCACCCGCCUCGCCCACCGCUUCGCCUUUUGAGUCGACUCAAAAGUCAACUCCUCCACCUGCCUCGCCCACCGCUUCGCCUUUUGAGUCGACUCAAAAGUCAACUCCUCCACCCGCCUCGCCCACCGCUUCGCCUUUUGAGUCGACUCAAAAGUCAACUCCUCCACCCGCCUCGCCCACCGCUUCGCCGUCCACAAAGGAGUAUCUGCGGCCUUCCAACGGCACGGGGGCGAAUGUGCUGCUGGCGAGCGUGGAUGGGUGUGUGGAGGACGGCGAGAGCGGUCUGCAGCGGUGCAGACAGGUACGGUGUGGUGGUGAGGUGUUGGACGCGGUGCAUGUGCAAGCAGGGGUUUGCAGCGGUGCAGACAGACCUGUGCCAUAUGGACUAUCUGUCUCCCGCAACUGUGCACCAGAAGCAGCAGCAGCACUGGCAACACCACCAACAGCACCAGUCCUCACUCACUCCCUUCUCUUCACUCCUCUCCCUCGCGUCUCCCAUGCCCCAGACCUGUGCCAUAUGGACUAUCUGUCUCCCGCAACUGUGCACCAGAAGCAGCAGCAGCAGCACGGGCAACAGCAGCAGCAGCGCCGCAAGCACCAGUCCUCCCACGACUCUGCCCUCCUGUUCCUACCGUCCCUCCUGCCCCUCACCUCCUUGCCUUGCCCAUACCCUCCUCCGGUGUCCCCCUUCUUUCCCUCCCCAUACAACGCUAGUCCCCUGCAGCAGCAGCAUCCCAGCCACCUACAACAGCAGCGGCACCGACAGCACCAGCAGCAGCAGCACCAGCAGCAGCAGCACCAGCAGCAGCAGCACCAGCAGCAGCAGCACCAGCAGCAGCAGCACCAGCAGCAGCAGCACCAGCAGCAGCAGCACCAGCAGCGCCAGCAGCAGCAGCACCAGCAGCAGCAGCACCAGCAGCAGCAGCACCACUCCUCUGCUCCUGAAGCGCUCCCCAUGUCCUCCCCGCACCCCUCUUGGCCUGCCGGGUCUCUCUUGGAUCCCUGGGCUGGCAUGGCGUCAGUGCAGCUGGUAUGUACUCUGAGGCAAGUUCUUCCCAUGCUCUCCUUCAGUCCAGUCUCCACGCUCCUCCUCACAAGAGUGCCGGUGCUUUUCGCUCCAGCCGACAGCUCUUCCCCUCUCCACCGACCUCCUCAUUCCUCCCAGCCACCGAAGCUGCCUCCUUGCACCUCACCCACCCUUCCAUCCCCUCAUCCUCACCCAUUCUCCCCCCCACCCCCUCCAGCCACCUCCUCCCAGCCAAUCGCAGAAGCCCAGCGGCUCGUGCGGCAACUGACGGAUCAUGCAGAGCUGGUGGAUUACAUUCGAGCAACGCACCGCAGUCCCUCCCGGCGCUUCUCUGCCGCCCAGCAGGCUCUUUUCGUCCGCAUCCUCGUCAUGGCGCUGCAGUCAGUCGUGCAGAAGAUGCCGAGCGAUGCCGUCCAGGCUGCCACCCACUUGCUGCACAUCUUCAACGACGCAGUGGUCUCGCCAGACGCCUCGCCGUGCCCCCAAGCGGAUUUUAUGGUUCUAUGGGACUCUGCGUCCUUCACCCGCCGCGCCAUAUCAGACGGGCAGCGGGUCACGUGGGUGUGGAACGACGACGACUACCACGAGCUCUCAGCAUGGGCGGGUUCGGAGCCGUUUCUUGGGUUUGGAGCGGGGCGGCUCGGCCUAUCACGGCUUGCCACAUGUGCAUGGGAUAACAUUGGGCCCAGAGAUGCCUCGGAUGAGCCUGCGCCAUGCGUGCUGCGUUCUCCCGACGACACAUCACCUCCCCAAUUCGCAUACACCAAGGUGUUUGGCACGGCUCGAGACAUAGCUGUGAAGGACUCGCCUCAGUCACUCGCAUUCACCCUCAUCCGCGCCAGGAAUGAUUCAGCACCCCAGCCCCGCGACUCUCUCCCCCCCUACGCGCUCCUCCUCGCCUCUCUCUGUGCGCCGGACUGCCGUCUCUCCAUGCUCGCCAACGGCCGCUGCGACCAGCCCUGCAACGUGGCUCUCUGUGACUUCGACGGGGGGGACUGCGCUUGCGGCGGCGCUGGCAGCGGGAGUAUUGGAAGCAGCGUGAGCAGCGGCAGUGAUGCUGCUGGUGCUGGUGGUGGGAGUGGGAGAGGAGGCAGCGGCAGUGGCAGCAGUGGCGGUGGUGCGAGUGCGGGUGGGAGUGUGGGAGGAGGAGUGGGUGUGCAGUGGUGCACAUGUCCUGUGUUGCAGAUACGGGGCGAUGAUGGAGCGUGCUGUGAAGCAGCAGGAGCAGGCACGGGCAUCAAGGUCCCCUUCAGUCUGCAACGAUUCGGCCCCACAGUGCAUCCCCUCCUCUCCACUCUCGGCAGCACCGCUACUGCUCUGCCUCGUGUUGUGUCCCAAUACAACAGGGUGCUGAUGGGUCUCAUCAUCGUACAAUACCGCUGGGACUCUGCAGACUGUGCCACGAGCAGGUUUCACUUCCAGGACUUGUGUGUGAGAGGCGAGUCAUCCGAGGCUUUCGGGGUGAACCCAGUCUUCCUUCCGUCCUCCUCGCUGUACAACGCCAAUGCUGCUGCCAACAUGACCGCCUACACCAACGAAACAUUUGCCAAUCCCUUUGAGCUUAACGCCAAGGGGUUGCCAUAUGGCUUUCAGCAGCUGCCUGGCAGCAGCCGCUUCCCGCUGGUGUUUGAUGUGAAUCUGGACAACGGGGCAGCAACACGGCGGCUGCAGUACCUGGUGGACGGGUUCUUCGUGGACAACUACACGCGCAGCAUCGACGUUGUUCUUAUCACUCGCAACGCCAAUGAGCAACUGUUCACCGCCACCAAAGCCACCCUCUCCCUUCAGCCGGGCGGCAGCAUGGACGCUACUUUCCUAAUCCAGCCGGUCAACGUGGAAUACUACGACCUGAAUGUGACAAACAACGUGAUACGGCUCGUCCUGGAGCUGCUGUUUGUGGCCGGCGUGGUUUGGAACGUAGUGGAGGAGGUGAAGGAGAUGAUGUGGAUUUGGAAGGUGCAGCGAAGGUCCUUCUGGCAUUACUGGCGGCAGGGGUGGAACUGGGUGGACUGGCUUUCCAUCUCCGUCCAGAUUCUCUGCAUCUGCAUGUGGAUAUCAAUGGCAGUGCUAUCCGGGCAGAGCUUCAACAUGCAGGCACGCUACAACAUCUACUACACUCUGGAUGAGUACCCGCGCUACUGGGCCCUCCCCAACCCGCCCUCGGGGUACCUGGCUGCAGUGGCUGCUGCUGACAAACUGGGCAGUAUUAUCAACACGAGCUCAGCUUACUUCGCUCUGCAGGGCAUGAAUGUGUUCAUCAUGGUGCUGCGAGUGCUCAAGCUGAUGGACUUCCAGCCGCACAUGGGCAUCAUCACUCGCUCCAUCCGCGUCGCCCUCCCCUCCAUCCUGCACUUCUUCCUACUCUCCCUGGCUGUCUUCCUCGCCUAUGCCACCUAUGCCUACCUCGUGUUUGGCAUGACCAUGGCACAGGUGAGUCGGACGUGUGUGUGCGGGGGGCGCAUGCGUGGCGCCUUGUGUGGCAGGCUGGUGAGGGCUCUCCCCUCCAUCCUGCACUUCUUCCUGCUCGCCCUAGCAGUCUUCCUCGCAUAUGCCACCUACGCCUACCUUGUGUUUGGCAUGACCAUGGCUCAGGUGCGUGCGUAUGUGUGUUGUGUGUAG